CACAGCUGAUCACAUGUAAACAGGGAAAUGCCGGUUAUCGGCAUUUCUCUCCUCUCGAGCUCCCCAGCAGUGCCACCUGUCAGUGUCCAUCAGUGCCUUGUGUCAGUGCUCAUCCGUGCCUCGUGCCAGUGCCCAUCAGUGCCACAUCAAUGCCACAUAUCAGUGCCUACCAAUGCACAUCAAUGCCACAUAUCAGUGCCCAUCUGAGCUGCCUUUCAGUGUCACCCAUCAGUGUCAGUCAGUGCCACCUAUCAGUGCUGCCAAUCAGUGCCACCUAUCAGUGCCAGUCAGUGCCGCCUAUCAGUGUCUUUCAGUGCCGCCUAACAGUG
Molecule: messenger RNA, 329 nt
Organism: Staurois parvus
Lineage: Eukaryota; Metazoa; Chordata; Amphibia; Anura; Ranidae
Source: the annotation of a GenBank genome assembly